UCGAAUUUCGAGUCAGCGGAUUUUAGUCAUAAGCAUGCCUAGUGAAGUUUCUGCUUUCUACCACAUGGCGACAUUAAUUCUGGACAAGAUUUAUAUUCUCGCAAAACACGGCCAGAACAUAAGAGGGAGGUAAUGACCAAAAGUCAACCAAAUCCGACCUUAAUUAAAAAAUACGGGGAGGAUGGGAGAGGGUCGCCACAUCUGGAUUCAAUUUGCGGCGCUUUGAUGACAUCAAUGGCUUCUUUUCCUAGAUUGAAAUGGGGGUGUUGCUCCGACCGUCGGACCCUAGUGAGAAAUUUCCUGUCAGACUACAACUAGUGAAAUCACUGCAUUGCACUGCCUCACUCAAUGGCUCAGCUCCCGGUUCUAAAUAAAGAAAAAAAAUGUGAAAACAAACAGAAGCGUCAACGUAGUCUAAUUCACCUAGAAUGGUUGCCUUUGUUUUACUAUUUGGAGGUUGAACUUCACACCUCACAUGAUGUUCCGUGUGAUGAUUGCAGUCUGAUACUACUGAUCGAAGUCUUUGAUAAACUACUUAACCUUUCUGUCUGUUUACAAUACACUGCUAAGUCGACACCACAUGCUUUGCUGAUGAAUGACUUGUGUAGAUGAAAAAACGGUGUUUUAUUAGCGCGUGCGUGAGGGUGGGAUUGUGUGGGCAUGAAACGAGGCGCCUGUAAAGAGAAGAGAGGAGCUCAAAAGCUCACGCGCGUAAUGAGAGUUUCAUGCGUCGCGAUUACUUUCCCAGGGGACCUAAUAGCUCGCGCGUGUGUUCGACAGCACAGGCGCGAGGGGAGCCUAGAGGGUUCGGCCUCUCCUGCUACACGCGCCUCUCCCGGACUUCAUCACUUCCGCAGCCGAACAUCUCAUCUCCCUCUCGAGCACUCGCAAUGAAAACACGAGAGCAUUCAGCAACUGCCAGCUCGUAAGGGCGAGGCUCGAACAAACCUAGAACUGUUUUCAAGGUUUGCAGUUCGCUCUUGCAUUAUUUAAAACCAAAUCAAGGAAAGUAUCUUGGGCAAUGCCAGGACUCAAGCCGAUCGAAGCAUCAGAAUAAGCAAUUUUAAAAAGUCAUCGGGGGUGAUUUGCUGCUGACAUCUCCUCCAAACCGGACUAAGGAUGCUGGACUCCUGAGGACUGCGACACGGAAGCUACUUACGGAUUCGUUUUCUUGUCCUCUACAGAAAAGGAUUUUUGCUGAAGCCCGAACCGGUUGGAUCAAGUAGGCGAUUAUAUAAUAUCAUUCCUAUCUGUUUGGUGUGCGUCAUGACUUCUAGCUAUGCGCCUGUAGUGGACAGACAAGCCACGCUGCCCUGUCGCACGGACAGUCCCAUCACUGCUAACCUGGAACAUUUGCAGGCUAAAAAAAACUUCUCCGUUAGUCACCUGUUGGAUCUGGAGGAAGCCCGUGAGAUGGUGGGAACGCAAGCGGAAGACAACACGGGGGAGUCGGGGCGAAGCAUGAUGGAGUCUCCCGGUUUGACAAGCGGUAGCGACACAGCGCAACAAGAAAACGAGCGUGUGAAUGACAAGAAGAAGAGGAAGCAGCGUCGGAACAGGACCACGUUCAACAGCAGUCAGCUGCAGGCCCUGGAGCGCGUCUUCGAGAGGACGCACUACCCCGACGCCUUCGUCCGAGAGGACCUGGCGCGCCGCGUCAACCUCACCGAGGCCCGCGUGCAGGUGUGGUUUCAGAACAGACGGGCGAAGUUCCGACGGAACGAGCGGGCUAUGUUGGCCAGUAAGAACUCCUCUCUUCUCAAAUCCUUCUCCAGCGACGUUACCGUGGAGCAGCCCAUGGUGCCACGGCCUGCUCCGAGGCCCAACGACUACCUAUCCUGGGGAUCCUCUGCCCCAUACAGUGCCAUGGCCACAUACCCUCCAACGUGUGGCAACACGACCUCCACUCAGGGCAUGAACAUGGCCAACAGUAUCGCCAACCUGAGGCUGAAGGCAAAGGAGUACAGCAUGAACCAGGUGCCUACUGUCAACUGACUGGAGGACACCACCGUGCCUUAGCCCCCCUGGCCCCUGCUCCCUCCAACCAAAUACUCUCUUCUCCUCUCCUCUCCACCCAGAUCCCUCCUCAACACAAGCACACACACACACACACACACACACACACACACACACACACACACACACACACACACACACACACACACACACACACACACACACACACACACACACACACACACACACACAAAACACACACACACACACUUCCAACUGGGAGCAUCUGGUUUCAGUUAGCCAACUGAGACUUGCAGUCCUUCGGGGCUCCCCAACAAGCAUUCCAUCUCAAGGCUUUGCUGAGCCAAGAAGACACUAUAACAAGGGGCGCACCCAGAACCUGAUAGAACAACGCUGCACCCAUGAACAAAACUCAAAGCUGCACCCAUGAACAAACCGAACCACCAUUCACUCAGGCCCACGAGAACCAACGUUGCCUUACAUCGUGACAGCAGCCUUUCUGACUGGAAGGAAAAGAAAAUCUCUACGCUCUUUACAGAAAAAAAACAACUUGCACUCUCUUGGAGCUCCUCAGUCAAAGUCAACAGCACCACAGCAUUGGGAAAAACUCUGCACAGUGAGGAAGCAGAGUGCAGAGCCUGCUCUGUAACGCAAUACGAAACGGAACAUCCCGUUCACAUCCGUCUGUAUCCUGACACCUAGAGUGCCUUAGCAGUCUACUUUCUCACUGUGUUACUUUAAAGGCCAUAACAGUCAAAAAAGAGGAAAGAAACAGCUAAAAACAUGUGUGCGCUUUAUCUCAUCACAAGUGCCUCACCUGACGUAUAUAUACGCUCCUCGGUAGACUAUAGGAUGCCUGUGGACUUCUGGGCAUCAGUAGCAUAAGGACUCUCCUGGUGAAAGGAGGCCCACGACGGAUACCCCCACCACACAGGUCUUUGGUGUUUAGCAUGGGACGGACUGAGGGUUAACACAAACCCAGGACUUGGUUAAAAGUGUCUGGAACCCAUGAGGACUUGGCUAAGAAGUGCCUCAAAGUGGAAAACUGGACUCUGCUCCUUUUUUAUCAUUCGUUUCAAUAAUUGGAGCCGAACAUUUUUUGUUAUUGUCGUUGUUUGUUUUGUUUUGUCUUUUUGAUCUAAAGUCAUAUUACCUUUUGUAUAUUAUCUGAGUAUAUCGAAAUGUGUAAUAUUCCUUUGCAAUAAAAGGAUGUGGAUUACGGAAAAAAAAAGACACCGCUUGGCUUGAAAAGCUUACUAGUGCUG
Messenger RNA from Engraulis encrasicolus (European anchovy), 3242 nucleotides. Its product is annotated as paired mesoderm homeobox protein 1-like. Gene Ontology annotation, cellular component: nucleus. Lineage: Eukaryota; Metazoa; Chordata; Actinopteri; Clupeiformes; Engraulidae. The record is from RefSeq and is a predicted model, not a curated record. Gene Ontology annotation, biological process: regulation of transcription by RNA polymerase II. Gene Ontology annotation, molecular function: RNA polymerase II cis-regulatory region sequence-specific DNA binding; DNA-binding transcription factor activity, RNA polymerase II-specific. The transcript has 4 exons. The coding region runs from base 1267 to 1995 and encodes 242 amino acids.